Molecule: messenger RNA, 3075 nt
Organism: Pelobates fuscus (common spadefoot toad)
Lineage: Eukaryota; Metazoa; Chordata; Amphibia; Anura; Pelobatidae
Gene: MARCHF4
Product: membrane associated ring-CH-type finger 4
Exons: 4
Coding region: 866-2041 (391 amino acids)
Biological process (GO): protein ubiquitination
Molecular function (GO): zinc ion binding; ubiquitin-protein transferase activity
Source: RefSeq, a predicted model, not a curated record
AGAAAUACAAGUUCUGGAAUUAAUUGGAAUGCAUUUCCUAAUGUCAUUUAUUUAUCUGAUUUCAAUAGUAUGUGAAAGUUAUUGAUUGACCUGUUUUUAUAACAAUAUUUUUUAAUUGAAAGGCUGUGCUUUUUAAUCUCUUCAACUGCUGUUGUUCAGAAUUGAUGCUAAACCCACAUAGAGUCUUGUCUCUUUGUUUCCAAAGUCCUAGUGACUAGAACAACUCAUCUGGAGGUAUACAUUUCAUGAUUUUUUUCAAGAAAAAUAAUAAACCUUGUUUGCCAGGCAAAUGGAAAUUGUUCAAAGUUGGCAGUUGAUCCACUGAUAGCCUAUGUUGGAGUCUAUUAACAUCUGCUUUAUGCCAACACUUUGGGGGUAAUAAAGGAGAUACUAUUGUGAAGUAGACAACAUUUCAACAGAGGAGCAUGCACAAGUCCACUCAGAGGCAUUGGUUCACAUGAGUUCCUAACUUUGAAGAAGACAUCUCAGUACUGGAGCACACACAAGUCUACACUAAGGCAUUAGAUCAAUUAGGUGUCAAGUUCUAAAUAAAUCUCCACACUGGAUUUUGCACAAGUCUACACCAUUGGAUCACUUUGGUGUCCAACUGUAAAGAAAUCUCAAAACUGAAGCUUGCACAAGUCUACACCAAUGCAUUGGAUCCCUGAAAUGUCCAAUUCUCAAGACGACAUCUUAACACUAGAGUUUUCACAAGGCUACACCAAGGCAUUGGAUCAGUUGGGUGUCCAGCACUAAAGAAGACAACAUCUCAACAGUGGAGCUUGCACAAGUCCACACUGAGGCACUGAAUUUUCUGGGUUUCCAGCUAUUUUCCAACUUAUUUUGUGUAGUCCAAAUUUUGCACAUGUUCUUGAGAACCUUUCUGCUUUUAUGGUGCUGUGCAUUACUGGGUUCUAGACAGAUGUUGCGCCACCAGGGUUUAAUCAAGUGCCGCUGCCGCAUGUUCUUCAAUGACUUGAAAGUCUUCCUGCUUCGGCGCCCUCCUCCAUCCCCUAGCUUGCCCAUGACCACCUCACAAUGUGAUCUGGGCCCUGGGGGUGGCUUGGCAGCCAAUAAUAACACAUUGACAGCCUUGGGGAGACCAUGGAGGGCGCCAAUAGGUGGGACAACUCCAGAGGAGGACUGGAGUUGCCCAGCAACAGCCAUUGGACUUCAGCACCAGCCCAUGUCUAUGGUUGAUAGCACUUCAUCAGAUGAGUUCUGCAAAGGAAAAGCUGAAGAUAGAUACUCUGUUACCAGCAGUCUGGACAGUGGGAUGAGGACCCCUCUCUGUAGGAUCUGCUUCCAAGGAACUGAACAGGGGGAGCUCCUGAGUCCAUGCCGGUGUGAUGGAUCAGUCCGGUGUACCCACCAACCUUGUCUGGUUAAAUGGAUUAGCGAAAGAGGCUCCUGGAGCUGUGAACUUUGCUACUACAAGUAUCAUGUUAUCUCAAUAAGCACAAACAAUCCUCUUCAGGUAAAGUGGCAAGCCAUCUCCCUGACUGUCAUCGAGAAAGUGCAGAUCGCAGCCGCCAUCUUGGGCUCCCUCUUCCUCAUCGCCAGCAUUUCUUGGCUUAUCUGGUCUACAUUCAGCCCCUCAGCAAAAUGGCAGCGGCAGGAUCUGCUCUUCCAGAUCUGCUACGGCAUGUAUGGGUUUAUGGAUAUUGUCUGCAUAGGUUUGAUAAUCCACGAAGGUCCUUCAGUUUUCCGGAUCUUUAAACGGUGGCAAGCCGUCAAUCAACAAUGGAAAGUUCUGAACUAUGACAAGUCUAAAGAUUUGGAGGACCAGAAAUUAGGAUCUAGCCAACGGACAAACCAACGAAGCUCCUUUCAGACUAAUAACUCUUCCUCCAAUGGUGGCUUAGCAAAUAACGCCACUGCAUCAGAUAGCGUUAACAAUAACAGCGUCCAAGCUGCCAUUCCAUCUCACCAUCACUGUGCUUACACUAUCUUCCACAUCCUCAGCCAUCUUAGACCACAUGAACAGAGAAGCCAAACUAGCACAAACAGAGAGUUUGUAAUGAGAGUAACAACUGUUUGAGAAAUCCAGAAUCCCUUAUUUAAACAGGAGUGGAGGUGAGAACCUGGUGCGUGCCUUUUCCUCGACAAGCAAGACCUCGCAUGGACCUUCUUGACAGAAGAAGACUUCACCGAGGCUGCUCAAGCUAAUAGGAUAUGGUCUGUGGUUAAUCUAAAAGUGCAAUACUUACUGGAUACCAAGCUAAGACUUUGACGCAUGAUAGAGUCAAUCACCUAUAGAGGAAGCAAUUAUGGUGCACAAAUGCAUAGGGAGGGGAAUACAGUGAUGCACAAAACGCGUAAGGGAGGUAGCGGUCCCUUGUAACCAAUAGGAUCUGUCAACCGUUUUAAAAGGCUGAGAAAAAAAUAAGUCAGUAUUUUUUACUUUUCUUGUUCAGUUUAAAGCAAAAAAAUAAAAUAAAAAAAAUCCACGCACAAUGGUUAAUCUGUUAACUAAUUCUAAAAAUGAUUUGGGGUUAGACUGCGGAGAAUCAGUGUUCUAUUUUGUUUAAUCCUACGAUGGCUCCUAAAUCUUGCUGAAGUUGUCAAUCAUUGUUAAUCUCCCACCCCAAAGUCCACCAAGGACUAGAUAUUUAAAUUGUGUUUGCUAUAUGACCCCCAGAAUCCAUCAGGUUGUAGAGAUUUUAACUUUCCACGUUCCCUGACACUCAUCAUGAGGGCUGUUGAAAUGUAUCAAGCUGUAACGAUGCCCUAAUGAUCUAUCCCUGGUUUAAUUAGUCAUGAAAGCAUUGCAUUUGUGUAUCUGGCUUUCUACUUUCAAAUUAUCUGAGUUUGGUUGCCCCAGCGGCCAUAAUGAUUAUUCCCCGCAAUCUCAGUUAGAAUACAUUUUCUGUGUCCUGUAUAGUCGAUUACUCCUGAGUUUGAUUGAAGCAGAGUUCGUGAAAGUUUAUAAAGAGAUCAGUUGAUCUUGUCAAUGUUAAUUUCAGCCCUGCCUGGCAAAACAUAAGGAUUCCAGUAUAAACGCAGAAUGGGAUUUAGCAAAUUCUGUGUGAGUUGAGCUCCCAUAAUUGAGAAUUUUUCAAAAAAAUAAUACAU